Molecule: messenger RNA, 1209 nt
Organism: Penaeus indicus
Lineage: Eukaryota; Metazoa; Arthropoda; Malacostraca; Decapoda; Penaeidae
Product: mucin-2-like
Exons: 2
Coding region: 1-1209 (402 amino acids)
Source: RefSeq, a predicted model, not a curated record
AUGCCGUUCAAGUAUCGUUGGUGUAUACUGCUCAACACCGCUCUGGGCAUCAUCACCGCCAAAUGCAGCGAUGCUCAACAACGCAUUUGCCAAAACCACUCAACACCUGGCAACACCCACUCAACACUCGACAACACCACUCAACACCUACCGACACCACUAGACACAUAUCAACACCAUUCAUCACCACUCAACACUUCCCAACACCACUCUAUACCUAACACCAACUUAAUACCAACACCACGAAACACCUGUCAGUACCACUCAACCCCUGCCAACACCAACUCAACACCUGUCGACACCACUCAACAUCUGUCAACACCACUCAACCUCUGCCAACGCCCCUCAACACUUGCCAACGCCACUCAACAUCUCCCAACACCACUCAACCCCUGCCAACACCACUCAACACCUACCAACACCACUCAACCCCUCCCAACACCACUCAACACCUACCAACACCAACUCAACACCUGUCAACACCACUUAACACCUGUCAACACCACUCAACACUUGCCAACACCCCUCAACACCUCCCAACACCACCCAACCCCUGCCAACACUAACUCAACACUUUCCACCACCAACUCAACACCACUCAACACCAGCUCAACACCACUCAACCCCUGCCAACACCACUCAACCCCUGCCAACACCAACUCAACACUUUCCACCACCAACUCAACACCACUCAACACCAGCUCAACACCACCCAACACCACUCAACCCCUGCCAACACCACCCAACCCCUGCCAACACCAACUCAACGCUUUCCACCACCAAUUCAACACCACUCAACACCAGCUCAACACCACCCAACACCACUCAACCCCUGCCAACACCAACUCAACACUUUCCACCACCAACUCAACCCCUGCCAACACCAACUUAACACUUUCCACCACCAACUCAACACCACUCAACACCAGCUCAACACCACUCAACCCCUGCCAACACCACCCAACCCCUGCCAACACCAACUCAACACUUUCCACCACCAACUCAACACCACUCAACACCAGCUCAACACCACCCAACAGCACUCAACACCACCCAACAGCACUCAACACCACCCAACACCACCCAACCCUGCUAACACCAACUCAACACUUUCCACCACCAACUCAACACUACUCAACACCACCCAACACCACUCAACACCACUCAACACCAACUCAACCCCCGCCAACACCGCUCGAAACCGCCUGA